AUGAGUAACAAACAAGACAUGAUGAAAAUUCAGAAUUGUCUUCUCAAGGUUAAUAUCCAUUGUGAAGGUUGUGAGCAGAAAGUAAAGAAACUUCUUCAGAAAAUUGAAGGGGUGUAUUCUGUGAAUAUAGAUGCAGAACAGGGGAAAGUUUUGGUGUCGGGUCACGUAGAUCCGGCAAAGCUCAUAAAAAAGCUGAGAAGUUCAGGGAAAUAUGCUGAACUAUGGGGUGGCCAGAGAAGCAUGGGGUUCAAUCAAAAUCAAAACUUUCAACAACAACAACAACAGCAACCUCAGUUUAAGAACGUGCAAAUGGAAAACAACAAAGGAGGUAAGAACAACAAGGCUCAGAAUCAGAAGGGUCAGAAAGGUGGUGGUGGUGGUGGUGGUGUUCAAGUUGCUCAGUUUCAGAAUCCUAAAGGGGGGAAAGAUCUGAAAGGGGCUAACAAAACUCAGAAACAUGUUAAUUUUGAUUUAUCUGAUGAAGAGUUUGAUGAGAGUGAUGGUGAUUUUGAUGACUAUGAUGAUGAAGAUGAUUUUGAUGAGUAUGAUGAAGAUGAUGAUUUUGGUCAUGGUCAUGGUCAAGCUCAUGGAAAUGGAUUUGGGCAUCCUAUGCAAAAUAACAAGAUGAUGGCUAUGAUGGGUAAUGGUCGUGGGCCACAGCUAGGGCCUGGUGGUAUGAACAACCAUAAAGGUAAUGGUUUUGGUGGUGGGGGUGGUGGAGGUGGUAAUUAUGCAUCUGCCAAAAAAGGUGAUGUUUUAGAUCUACCUAUGCAGAUGAAGGGUAAAAGUAAUGGAAAUUACAGCGAGGUGAAAAAUGGAGAUGAAAAAAAUAGUAGCAAGAAGAAGAAUGGUAAAACCAAAAAUAGUGGUGGUGGUUUUCUUGUUAAGUUUCUAGGCCUUGGAAAAAAGAGCAAGAAGGGAAGUGCAAGUGAAGCAACAAAUAAGAACAAAAACAAUGGAGGAGCAGGUGGAAACAAAGGGAAAGAAGGUGGUAAGAAAGGUGGAUCAAAAUUGGAUAAACUUGAUUUUGAUUUUCAAGAUUUUGAUAUCAGUACUCCUCAUGGUAAAAAUGGUAAAGGUGGAAAUGGAAAUGGAAAAGGGAAUCCUAAUCCUGCCAAGGUUAAUAAUAAUGGUCAUGGUAACAAUAAUGGUAAUGUGGGCCAUAUGGGCCAGAUGGGUCAAAUGGGCCAGAUGGGCUCAAUGAAUAGGAUGGCUCCAAUGGGCCAAAUGGGUCCAAUGGACCACAUGAGGCCGGCAGUACAAGGGUUACCGGCAGGGGCGGCUGCUGCGAUGAAUGGUGGCUAUUAUCAAGGAAUGCAGCAGAUGCAGAUGCAACCGAAUCCUUAUCAGCAACAACAGCAGCAGCAACAGCAAUACAUGGCUGCUAUGAUGAUGCAGCAACAGCAGCAGCAGCAACAGCAAGCGAGUAUGAAUGGUAUGUAUCCGCCGCAUAUGAUGUAUGGAGGAGGAAGGCCACACCCCUCAAUGAACUACAUGCCACCACCACCAAUGCCUUCACACCCUAUGGCAGAUCCUAUUACUCAUGUUUUCAGUGAUGAGAACACAGAGAGUUGCAGCAUCAUGUAA
Molecule: messenger RNA, 1587 nt
Organism: Vicia faba (fava bean)
Lineage: Eukaryota; Viridiplantae; Streptophyta; Magnoliopsida; Fabales; Fabaceae
Source: the annotation of a GenBank genome assembly